Molecule: messenger RNA, 1169 nt
Organism: Gilbertella persicaria
Lineage: Eukaryota; Fungi; Mucoromycota; Mucoromycetes; Mucorales; Choanephoraceae
Product: mannose-1-phosphate guanyltransferase
Exons: 4
Coding region: 45-1136 (363 amino acids)
Biological process (GO): GDP-mannose biosynthetic process; cell wall mannoprotein biosynthetic process
Cellular component (GO): cytoplasm
Molecular function (GO): GTP binding; mannose-1-phosphate guanylyltransferase (GTP) activity
Source: RefSeq, a predicted model, not a curated record
AUUUCUUUCCCCUUUUUCUCUCUCUUAUCCAUUACUUAUAUACCAUGAAAGCACUUAUUCUUGUUGGAGGUUUCGGUACUCGUCUUAGACCCCUUACUCUUACACUUCCCAAGCCUCUUGUUGAAUUUGCUAAUAAGCCCAUGAUCCUUCACCAAAUCGAAAACUUAGCCAAGGCUGGUGUAACAGACAUUGUCUUGGCUGUCAAUUAUCGUCCUGAAAUCAUGGUAGCAGCCUUGAAAGAAUACGAAGCUAUCUAUAAUGUCAAGAUUACCUUUUCUGUUGAGACUGAGCCCUUAGGAACUGCUGGUCCUUUAGCCUUGGCCCGAGAUAUUUUGGCUAAAGAUGAUUCACCUUUCUUUGUGUUGAACAGUGACGUUAUUUGCGAUUAUCCUUUUGAACAAUUAAGAGACUUCCACUUGGCUCAUGGCUGUGAAGGUACAAUUACUGUGACUAAAGUUGACGACCCUUCCAAGUAUGGUGUUGUUGUUAACAAAGCUGGUUCUUCUGCUAUUGAACGUUUUGUUGAAAAGCCCAAAGAAUUUAUUUCUAACAAAAUCAAUGCCGGUAUGUACAUCUUGAACCCCUCUGUUCUGGACCGCAUCGAGUUGAAGCCAACUUCGAUUGAAAAGGAAGUGUUUCCUUUUAUUGCUCAAUCAGGACAAUUGCAUACAUUUGACCUUGAAGGCUUCUGGAUGGAUGUCGGUCAACCCAAAGACUUUUUAACAGGAACUUGUCUCUAUUUAUCUCACUUGAGUAAAAAGAAGCCCGAAGAACUUGCCAAUCCUGAAGCUGAAUUUGUUCACAAAGGCAAUGUGAUGGUGCAUCCAUCUGCCAAAAUUGGUAAAGAUUGUCGUAUUGGUCCCAAUGUUGUUGUGGGUCCCAAUGCUGUGAUCGGUGAUGGUGUUCGUCUUCAACGUUGUGUCAUUUUAGAAGGGGUUCAAAUCAAGGAUUUCGCUUGGGUCAAUUCAAGUAUCGUUGGUUGGCAUUCAACUGUUGGACGUUGGUCUCGUAUUGAAGGCUGCUCUGUCUUGGGUGACGACGUUACUGUAAAUGACGAAAUCUAUAUCAAUGGUGGUUCUAUUUUGCCUCAUAAGGGCAUUUCGUCCAACAUUACUGAGCCUCGAAUUAUCAUGUAAAUUUAUAUAUCACGUUUUCAACUAUACACAUUA